Messenger RNA from Ceutorhynchus assimilis (cabbage seed weevil), 1182 nucleotides. NCBI's taxonomy places the organism in Eukaryota, Metazoa, Arthropoda, Insecta, Coleoptera, Curculionidae. The record is from the annotation of a GenBank genome assembly.
CUUUACUCCUUAGGGCGCACUGCCAAUUGUUAAGUUAGAGUGAUUCGAACCGUGCUAGAGUUCAGUAGUUUUACAACUACAUACUAUAUUUGCCAAUUAGGUUUUUGUUCAGCGUAUCUAGAAUGGUUCUUGCUCUAUUUGUGGUGCUUCUGGUGUCAGGAAGCGUUUUUGGAAAUCAUUGGACUUAUAACGAUGAAGGAGAAUGGUCAAACUUAUGUCAAACUGGAAAAAGCCAAUCUCCCAUAGCGCUGACCAGGUCAAUAGCAAUCCUGAAAGAAUUCCAUCCGUUUUCUAUGCACGGCUACGGUCAAAGUACUACGGCUUUGUUACAAAAUAAUGGACAUUCAGCCGAAGUAAGACUGCAAAACAUCGAAGCUCCAACAGUGCAUGGUGGAGGUUUACCAGGAACUUACCAACUUGACCAUUUACAUUUUCAUUGGCAAUCUGAACAUACAAUGAAUAAUUAUAGAUUCCCUUUAGAACUUCACUUGGUACACUUCGAACAAAAACACCGCAACCUUAGUGAAGCAGUAAAACAUCCUCAUGGUGUAGCAGUGCUUGGAGUUCUUUUUGAUCUGUCUCUUGAUGACGAUGAAGAUUUCCAACCUCUCUUAGAAAUCAUCGACAAUCUUAAAGAAACCGUCGGAGAACCCAGACAUUUGAAAGAUGUAUUCAGUGCCAAAAGCUUCCUUCCUAGAGACAAAGGGGGAUUUUAUCGGUACCAAGGCUCGCUGACUACUCCAGGGUGUAACGAGGGUGUUAUUUGGACCGUUUUUACCAAUACUUUACCAAUUUCACCUAAACAGGUUAAAAUAUUUGAAGCUAUGCAAACAGAAGAAAAAACCGCUCUAACGAAAAACUACAGAUCUUUGCAGGCGCUCAAUGACAGAACUGUUUAUUUAAGGGUUAGUCCGAUGAGAUCAAGUGCAACUUCGCUUGAAUUGUCUGUGAUGUUAUUAGGUUUAAGUGUUUUAUAUUCAAAACUGUGUUAGAGAUUUAUUUUGAAGUACCCUAACUCCGUCAUUUAUGUUUUAAUAUUUUUGUUGACCAACACAGGAAGGUACUUAAGCUGAAAUAUUAUGCAUUUUUAAAUUGUUAGCUAGUUUUUAAGGAAAUUGUAUAUUAAAAUGAUUAAAGUUAAUGAAGAAAUUGUAAUUUUGUAUUAAAAUCAUGAAAUUUCAA